Vitrella brassicaformis is the source of this 4191-nucleotide messenger RNA. Lineage: Eukaryota; Vitrellaceae. The record is from the annotation of a GenBank genome assembly.
GGCUGUAGUUGGUUAUCUUGUGCUCUGCUUAGACCAUACGGUGGAGAUGGUCUAGAUCAACACAGGUCGACUCAAGCGUGGGGACUCGAGAGAGGGCUCGUAGCAAACGGGUUGCGAUGGAUCUGGAUCAAGACGCUGCCGCCAGUGUGUUGGACCAAGACGGCAAGGAGGAAUCUUCUUCGUCCAUCCCGCGGGAGCUGGAAUGUGCCAUCUGUAAGCAACGAAGGGCAAGACAGGAGAGGACUUUGCGAGAGGACGGCUCAAAGGGUCUGGUACGGUAUUCUGCAGGCCUUCGGCUGCUUCUAGAGCCCAUCACGGUGUCCUGCGGCCACAACUUCUGCCGGUAAGGACGCAGACUGGGGUAUCAUUAUGACGACGUCGCCGACACUGCGCGACUAAAAGAGGACAACGACAAAGCCCUCUCUCACUCUUGUUCUGGUUGUUGCAGUCCAUGUCUAGCGAAGGCGCGUGAGCACCGGCCCGUGUGUCCGCUGUGCCGGCGUCCCACCGGCAGUAACGCCAAUAUCAACAAACUGCUCAGUCAGCUCAUUCAGGUGUGGAGCAACGGACAGGAAGGCGCACAAGAGAAGUCACAGAGCCCACACGCAGCUAGGGGUGUGUGGCUGUGUGAGCAGACGCACUACCCUGCUGAGUAUGAGGCGAGGAAAGCCGACCACAUCCGGGAGGAGGAAACAGCUGGUGCGACAGACAGACAGACAGACAGACAAGCUGGCGGAUGGACCAUACGAAGUAUCUUAUUUCAGAUGAGGAGAGUCGUGCCAAUCGUGCCGCAUCUGCCCAGUCGCAGUCCCAGGCCGCCAUCGCACUGCUGCCCGUCAUUGGUUCGUCCGUCUGCCCGUCGCCUCUGUUCCCGGGGGAAUCCGCCAUCCUCAAUCUGCCACCGGUCAGCCCCUUCGCCGGAUGGAUUGACAGAAAACACGCUGACACACGGUUGAAGGUCUGUGUGUGCAGAGGUGGCAGUCGCUGGUGAAUCAUGCCGUCGAAGGCAGUCUCCGGUUUGGCAUGGUGUCGAGCGGCUGGGCUGAUGUCAUCAACCAGCAGCAGCCGGAGGUCGGCCCGGCCGCCCCAGAACCACCGGCUGAGAACAUACAACAGCAGCAGGGGGCUGCUGAAGGUGCGCAAGCGAGCGUGGGUGUGGCUCGAUGUCAUGAGGGUCUUCAUGUGUUCAGGUUUGCGGCAAAGACAUGCAGCGGCAUCCUCGUCUGCCGCUGCUGGUGCUGCUGGGACGGGACCUGCCUCUGCCGCACAGGCGCCUGCAUCGUGGCGAGAGGCGCCUGAUCGUCUCGGGAUGCUGGUAGAGGUGAGUGGGCUGAUGGGUCAACGUGCGUGGUGGUCGAGUCAGUCUUAAUGGCUGGAUAAUGACCUGGAUGCAUUAGUUGCCUCGAGGCUAUGCCCGUGAGGCCUCUAACUCUCUUGCUGACUGUUGAUUGCGUGGGGCAUAUGCCAUGUCCAUCCGUGCCGUGCACGCUGUCGUGCACUUCAAUCGUGGCUUCCUUGUUUGGUGCAGAUCCAGGCCACGAGCAUCUAUGACGGCGGCAUCAGGCUCAGGUGGGUCAUUGAUAUACACAAUCCAGUCGAUACAAAAGACGGCAUCCUGCAAUGCACCAGCAUCAGUGCAUCUGGCUAUGUGUGUGUGUGUGUGGUCGCCACAGGGUGAGGGGGCUGUUCCGUUUCCAGUUGGCGUUGAGGGGCGAGUCUGCUGCAUCGUCGGCAGCAUCGUCGUCGGACUCGCUGUCAUUCGGACAGGUCGACGUCAUGCCGCACGAGAUCGACGGCAACUACCCUGUUGGCCGAACCACACCCAUGUAAGCUUCAAAUAUACUGUCCCCCCCGGUGCACUGGGCUGCACACGUCUGUCUCCCUGUGACAUUUGCAUCAGGUUUGAUGUUCCGCUCGAGCAUGUGCCGGCCCCCUCUCCGUCAGAGGAGGACCAAGACUGCGCCGAGGGCAGCCCAUCGGGGUUCGCGGGUGCUGCUGACCUGGCCCGCAAGCUGUCGCAACUAGUGGACGCACACAUGGCCAAUCUAGGCACCAGCGCACGUAUUACAUGAGUGAAGGGUCCACAGCUCCCAUUCAGUGACCCACGUGUGCAUGUGGUGGCUGUGCAGGUAUCCGUCUGGAGCGGAAGUUCGGUCCUUUGCCGCACCCACGGUGGUCGACGUCAGUGGACCUCGAGAACUACAGCUUCGCGGUGAGGAAGACGCCUGACGUACACGUGUUCUGUUCUCAACAAAAGUGUGUGAUUUCCCUUGUCUCCUCAUUCAGAUAGCUCAUCGUGUGGAGGCGAGUGGCGCCCAGCGAUGGCAGUGGCUGCGGGGCACGUCGACCAUCGACCGACUGCAGGACCUUACAGACCGAUUCGAGAGAGCCAGACGCGGCACCCUGGUGUUUGCUAUCGACGAGCCCAACACGGUGCUGGCGGCUUUGCGUUUUGAUGAUGCCCGCUCGAGCGCAUUGCUGCUGCUGGCCCUGGUGUUGGUGCUGAUCGGGCGGUUCAUCUGGAUGCAGAACGUGCGCACUCAAUUCAUCGAGUACGAGUACUACUAGUAGUGCCGUGGCGCUUACAUCUGUGUGUGCAAAUAAUGGUGCGGCGACCACGUGACUGUAUGUAUUCACGGUUGUAUACCAUUCUGUCGGGGCACUGACCAGCUCACGAGAGUCGACUGCUGUGCAGCGGAAAGAGCGCUUUCAGGAGCCCAGCUGAUAUGAUUCAAGUAUAGACGGCGAUACGGACAGACGCACGAUGAAGAGCGACAGAGACACAUCGCCUGCAUGCCUGUGGUGGACUCAGUGUGUACAUCCAUCUGUGGCACACUUCUGUGGCCACAACGCGCACUUCUUGCCCACAGCAGCUGCGGCCUAACAUAAUAAUGUCAUAUAUGGCGAGAAUUUUUCAGAACGAUAUCGCGAGACGGAGACUGGGCGAGAAUUGGGGGACGGAUUUUGCGACAUUGGGACAAGGAUUCUGACAGAUUCAAAGUUGCCCCUCGUUGGCCUUGGUUUCGAUCAGAGUUGAAGCGGCAGACUCACAGCACACUAGCAACAGCCGCAGCCGUUACUUUCCUGUUGGGCAUGGGAACCUGGUCUUUUACGAAACAUCCGCAGGGGAGGAUCGUGCGGUAGGCGCACACACCACAUCAAUGGAGGCACACCGUCUCUUGCACAUGUGUGUUCUUGCGCGUUUGCAGUUGUCACAAGAAUUUUGGAGCAAAGCGGACCUUGAACGUUGUCACUGUCGUGCUGUCCUUGUUGCAGCGGGGUGUGGGAAGUCCUGGCGUCUGAACGUGCUGGCCCAUGCCCAGGAUACGUGGUUCCUCGCCUUUCUGGCGGAAACCGUUGGCUGUGAGAGUGGGGUUGAGAUCGGCACCGAUAGCGAAACCAUCGACUGUCUUGCCGGCCUGGUCAGCUGAGCUAGCCACGGCUGUGUGUAUUCCCAUGUGUCUACACACACAAACACGCGUCCGUCUUGUCUUCUUCUCUGUCCGUCAGACUGAGAUUGAUGUUUUGACGGAGCUGAGUUCCCAGCACUCGCAGCAGCCGGCCCCCCGUCCGCUCCUGAGUCGCAUCGCCCGCACGCUGAGCACGGCCUUCAGACUCUACAAAGACGACGAGGAUGAUACAGGUGGGGGUGAGAAAUCUUCCCAUCCACCUCACGCAGACAAAGACAAGAUACGUACGCACGUGUGCUCUUUUUCGUCUUGCCGACCUCUACGGUUCAGAUGAGGACAGCAAGGAGAAGCCGAUUAACGGUGAGGACGGGGCGGGGAGUGGGGCACCACCAGCACCACCUGCACGAGAGUUCAAAGGCCGAGGCAAGCCAGCCACGGGCAAGCCGCCGCUGCCCCCCACAUGGGCGGAGGCAAACAGUGUCACACUACCUGAGGGUACAAAUGACCAACUUGAAUGGACACUCUGAGAGUGGGUGCAUUUGUUUUCUGUCUGUCUGUCUGUUCGUCUAUCUAUCUGGCUGGCUGGUGGCAGCGCUGCGCUCUACGGUCCUCCUAUACGGGCUGCUCAACGCGGAUCUGUCGCCCAUACUCAAUGAGGAGCGCACAGCUGUAAGCACGGCAACGCAAAGGAAUACAUACACGUCUCACCUGUACGUGCAACCAUUGCACGCCCUGCCCUGCUGGUGUCUCUGUCGUGUCACAGACUGCUGAUGAUGAAUGA